AUGGAACGAAGGAACAAUGUGACUUACUUUGUCCUCUUGGGUCUCACACAGAAUCCAAAGGAGCUGAAAGUCCUUUUUGUUAUGUUUUUGCUCUUGUACAUUUUGACCAUGGUGGGCAACAUGCUCAUUGUCAUGACUGUGACUGUCAGUAAGACUCUCCACUCCCCGAUGUACUUUUUUCUUGCUAGUCUAUCAUUUACGGAUGUCCUUUAUUCCUCUUCCAUUUCCCCCAGAUUGAUUUCAGACUUGUUCUUUGGAGAAAAUAUCAUAUCCUUCCAAUCGUGUAUGAUCCAGCUUUUUACAGAAUAUUUUUUUGGUGGAUCAGAGAUCUUUCUUCUGUUGGUGAUGGCCUAUGACCUCUAUGUGGCCAUCUGUAAGCCCUUGCAUUAUUUGGUUAUUAUGAGGCAAAAGGUGUGUAUUGUGCUGUUAGUAGUGUGUUGGAUUGUAGGUCUUCUGCACUCACUAAUUCAAAUAUCCACUAUUUAUGGGCUCCCAUUCUGUGGCCACAAUGUCAUUGACCAUUUUUCCUGUGACAUGUACCCCUUAUUGAAACUUGUCUGUACUGACACCUAUGUCAUUGGCGUCUUAGUGGUGGCCAAUGGAGGACUGAUCUGCAUUAUAGUGUUUCUGCUCUUACUUCUCUCUUAUGGUGUCAUCUUGUACUCUCUGAAGAACCUUAGUCAGCAAGGUAAGCGGAAAGCCCUACAGACCUGCAGUUCCCACAUCACUGUGGUUGUUUUCUUCUUUGUUCCCUGUGUUUUCAUGUAUGCAAGACCUGCAGAGACCUUCCACAUUGACAAAUCAUUAAGUUUGUUUUAUGGAGUCAUAACCCCCUUGCUGAACCCAUUAAUCUACACUUUGAGAAAUUCAGAAAUGACUAAUGCUACGAAGAAGCUCUGUAGAAAAAAAUCACAUCAACUAGUAAGUGCAUCAUCCAUCAUCAAGAAAGUAAUUUAG
This is a messenger RNA of Equus quagga, 957 nucleotides long. RefSeq names its product olfactory receptor 4A47-like. NCBI's taxonomy places the organism in Eukaryota, Metazoa, Chordata, Mammalia, Perissodactyla, Equidae. Bases 1 to 957 code for a protein of 318 amino acids. Gene Ontology annotation, molecular function: G protein-coupled receptor activity; olfactory receptor activity. Gene Ontology annotation, cellular component: membrane. Gene Ontology annotation, biological process: G protein-coupled receptor signaling pathway. The record is from RefSeq and is a predicted model, not a curated record. The transcript has a single exon.